Messenger RNA from Coniosporium apollinis CBS 100218, 813 nucleotides. RefSeq lists its product as uncharacterized. Lineage: Eukaryota; Fungi; Ascomycota; Dothideomycetes. The record is from RefSeq and is a predicted model, not a curated record. Bases 1 to 813 code for a protein of 270 amino acids. Gene Ontology annotation, biological process: transmembrane transport. Gene Ontology annotation, cellular component: plasma membrane. Gene Ontology annotation, molecular function: water channel activity. The transcript is spliced from 3 exons.
AUGCCGAACUUCGACAAAUUCAACCCAAGGACCCACACCAACAAAGACAGCAAACCCAAUGCCCUCAAGAACCAUCUUGUGGCCGCCUCGGGCGAGUUCGUCGGCACUUUUAUGUUCCUCUACUUCGCCUAUGCCGGACACCUGAUGGUAGUCAACCAGGCUGCUGAGACCGCCCUGAGCAACAGUGCGAACAGCAGUCAGACUGUCAUCUUCAUCGGUCUUGCAUAUGGCAUGAGUCUGUUGGUGACGGCCUGGGGCUUCUAUCGGAUUUCUGGAGGCCUAUUCAACCCUGCGGUCACCCUUGGCAUGGUCCUCGCCGGUGCGCUGCCCCCAGUCCGAGGUCUCAUCCUGCUCCCGGCGCAGCUUCUGGGCUGCAUGGUUGCCGGAGGCCUCGUUUCCGCCAUGUUCCCUGGAAACAUUGCCGACGUCAACACCACGCUUUCUCCCGGCACUUCUAUCACUCAAGGCGUUUUCAUCGAGAUGUUCCUGACCUGCCUGCUCAUCUUCAUCGUGCUCAUGCUCGCUGCGGAAAAGAGCAAAGACACCUUCAUCGCUCCUGUCGGCAUUGGCCUUGCUCUUUUCGUUGCUGAAAUUGCUGGUGUCUACUAUACUGGUGGCUCUCUCAACCCCGCUCGCAGCUUCGGCUGUGCCGUCGCCGCUAGGGAAUUCCCUGGCUACCACUGGAUCUACUGGGUCGGCCCGUUCCUUGGUGCCAUCGUUACAGCUGGCUACUUCCGCUUUGUCAAGGCCAUGAACUACGAGGAGGCCAAUCCCGGCCAGGACUCUGCGGAUGGCGAUUUCGCGUAUGAUUGA